Quercus lobata is the source of this 435-nucleotide messenger RNA. RefSeq lists its product as uncharacterized. The record is from RefSeq and is a predicted model, not a curated record. Bases 1 to 435 code for a protein of 144 amino acids. The transcript has a single exon. NCBI's taxonomy places the organism in Eukaryota, Viridiplantae, Streptophyta, Magnoliopsida, Fagales, Fagaceae.
AUGAGAAUAAGACUUGACAAGGCUCUUGCAAACAAUGCUUGGAGAUUGCUUUUUCAUGGUGCUACCGUCCACCACAUCUCCAUGUCAACAUCUGAUCACUCCAUGCUCUCUCUGCGCCUUAGGGAUGAUCGGCACAGCCGCCAAAAAGAUAAGAAGCUUUUCUGGUUUGAAGAGAUGUGUUUAAGCGACCCACGAUGUUCUGAAGUAGUGCAAGAUUCCUGGCAAGAAGGGCUGUCUAAACCGGAUGGCCUCCCUAUCACAAAUUGCCUUGAAACUUGCCAAGCUAGGUUGCAAACAUGGAAUAAAACAGAGUAUGGCCAUGUGGAACGCAAGAUACAGCACUUACACAAAAAAUUACAAAUGUUGGAGAAUCAAGCCCAUAGUGCCGAAACUGACAGGGAGAUAUUUGAAGUCCCAAAAAUGCUAAACACUUAG